AUGACGACCCUAUCGGAGAAGAGGUCGGCCAACGCGGUGGGCGGCAAGACGGCCCGCGCCUGCGACAGCUGCCUCCGCCGCCGCGCGCGCUGGUACUGUGCCGCCGACGACGCCUUCCUCUGCCAGAGCUGCGAUACCUUGGUCCACUCCGCUAACCCCCUCGCACGCCGGCACGAGAGGGUCCGCCUCAAGACCGCCUCUUCCUCUUCCCCGCUCCCUCCCUUCAAGCAGGCGGCGUUGCCCACCGCCCCUUCAUGGCACCAGGGCUUCAAGCGGAAGGCCAGAACCCCGCGAGCUCGGCACACAGCGAUGGCGCCGGCGGCCGCCAAGUCAGAGCCGCUGGUGCCCGAUUUCGAGGCCACCUCCCUCGACGAGACCGCGGAGGAGGAGGGAGAGGAGGAGGAGGAGGAGCAGCUUCUGUAUCGCGUCCCCAUCUUCGACCCAGUUCUCGCCGAGUUCUGCUCCAGCCACGUCUCCGACGAUAGCGCCGCCACGUCCUCCGGGGAAGCCAAGCCGGCGAUGAACCCGUCUCCAAAAUACGCCUCUUCGCCGGGGGGGUUCGUCAACGCACUGCCCGGUUUCUCCCCCUCCGACGUUGACAUAGGGGAAUUCUCAGCCGACGUGGAGAGUCUGCUAGGUCGCGUCCUCGACGAGGAUGCUUUCAGCAUGGAAGGGCUGGGGCUGAUGGAAGCCGGCGGCGACGGCGCCGACUGCUGCUUUGGCGGCGGCGGGUACGUGAAACUGGAGACUUCCGACGGCGACGACCCAAAUGGGGAGACCCUCGAUCUGAAUUUCGAAUGCGGCUCUCCGGCUCCGACGCCGGCAAAGCUGGCGAUGCCGCCAGCGAUGGGUGCGUCGGUGAAGAGGAGGAUCACGCUGAGGCUAGACUACGAGGGAGUCAUCGACGCGUGGUCGUCUACGCAGGGAUGCUCCUCGCCGUGGACAAACGGGGCGCGGCCCCAGAUCAACCCUGACGAGUGCUUGCCAGACUUCAUGGUGAGAAAACACUCUCCUGGUAGUGACGGAUUCCAAUUCUCCAUCCAAUGUGUGAUUCAAUCGAUCCUUUGGAGUUAUUUUUACUGAAUUAUGAAUUGGUGUUACAGGGGAUGUGGGGGGAGGCGCCCGGAUUGGCCUACGGCGGGGAGAUGAGCGGGGGAGGGGACGGCGGGCCGGGCGGCGGCGGCAUGGGCGGCGCUCAGGGGGCGGCCGGCGACGGCGGAAGAGAGGCGAGGGUGUCGAGGUACAGGGAAAAGAGGAGGACGAGGCUGUUCUCAAAGAAGAUACGGUACGAGGUGAGGAAGCUCAACGCCGAGAAGAGGCCCCGCAUGAAGGGCCGGUUCGUGAAGAGCGCCUCCUUUGGCGGCGCCGCCGGUGCCCCCGCCGGAGUUGCACCACAGCCCGCUUUUGCUUUCUGA
This is a messenger RNA of Spirodela intermedia, 1415 nucleotides long. The record is from the annotation of a GenBank genome assembly. NCBI's taxonomy places the organism in Eukaryota, Viridiplantae, Streptophyta, Magnoliopsida, Alismatales, Araceae.